AUGACGAGCCUAGUAGCAAAGUACAUCAGCAAGAAAGUCUUGGGGGAGACUCUCCAGAACAACUUCGGGAAAGAUGAUCCCUAUUUCGAGACCGUUCCUGCAACCCGAUUAGAUGGCCGGCCAUCGAACAAGACGAAGAAGCGGCGUAAGGCUCUGCCACCGGGCAUCUCGGAACACGAUGGAAAGGUGCUCACGAAGGUCAAACGCAGGGCUUACCGCCUAGAUAUGAGCCUUUUUAGUUGUUGUGGCAUUCGCAUGGGAUGGAGCAGUCUUAUUGCAAUUGUUCCUGUGAUUGGCGAUGGUCUUGACGCAUUCAUGGCUAUGAUGGUUCUCCGAUCAUGCCAGAAAGUGGAAGGAGGACUUCCCAAAGACGUACAGGCUAAGAUGAUGUUCAAUAUCAUUCUCGACUUCGCAGUAGGGUUGAUUCCUUUUUUGGGCGAUGUGGCCGAUGCUUUAUUUAGAGCAAACACUAGGAAUGCUGUGAUUCUCGAGAAGCAUCUCCGUGAGAAGGGUGCCAAGGCUCUCAAACAACAAGGCCAAAGGACACCCUCACGCGAUGCUACAGACCCCGAUGAAUUCGAUCGCCAAUUGAGGGAGGAACUCGGCCCACCACCCCAAUACACUUCAGGAGGCACAUCGGGACGAGACAACGUGCACGGCAGAUCUGCGGAUACUCAGCAGGCAAGAGUUCCGGAACAGAAGAAGAGCGGAUGGUUCAGUGGAUUCGGAAGCAAAAGGAAGCAACCAGACGUCGAACAAGGACACGAGGGCCAUGAAAUGGACAGCCGCGAAGCCGCCCCUCUGCCAAACACACCUCAUGAUGGAUCUCGCCGAGAUAAAUCUGCCAUUCAAAACAGCAGACGUUAG
This is a messenger RNA of Venustampulla echinocandica, 867 nucleotides long. RefSeq names its product PH-containing protein. The coding region runs from base 1 to 867 and encodes 288 amino acids. The record is from RefSeq and is a predicted model, not a curated record. The transcript is spliced from 3 exons. Lineage: Eukaryota; Fungi; Ascomycota; Leotiomycetes; Helotiales; Pleuroascaceae.